Molecule: messenger RNA, 2539 nt
Organism: Salvelinus fontinalis (brook trout)
Lineage: Eukaryota; Metazoa; Chordata; Actinopteri; Salmoniformes; Salmonidae
Gene: alg2
Product: ALG2 alpha-1,3/1,6-mannosyltransferase
Exons: 5
Coding region: 162-1385 (407 amino acids)
Molecular function (GO): GDP-Man:Man(1)GlcNAc(2)-PP-Dol alpha-1,3-mannosyltransferase activity; alpha-1,3-mannosyltransferase activity
Source: RefSeq, a predicted model, not a curated record
ACGCCAUUCUGGUUCAACACAGGGGGAUUUGCCGUUGGAAAUAAAUUGAACAUUUGAGCCAGCAUGUCGAUUUAUAGGCACAGUGACUUAUCAGUGUUCGUAAAUUGACCACUGUUUCCUGGACACAAGUUGGACAGACUGCAUUAUCAGGGAGCGAAAGGAUGGUGCAGGUGGUGUUUCUCCACCCAGACCUGGGUAUAGGUGGUGCAGAGAGGCUGGUGGUGGAUGCAGCUGUAGCUCUACGCUCUCGCGGCUGCAGUGUUCAGAUCUGGACGGCCCACCAUGACCCCACACACUGCUUCUCAGAGACACUAGACCCAGACCUGAACGUGGUGUGUGUGGGUGACUGGUUGCCCACCAGUGUGUUUAGGUACCUGCAUGCCCUGUGUGCCUACCUCAGGAUGAUCUACGUAGCUCUCUACCUGGUCUUCCUCAGUGGAGUAGAGUAUGACGUGGUCUUCUGUGAUCAGGUGUCGGUGUGUAUCCCAGUCCUGAGGUUGUCUCGUCAGAGGAAAAAGGUUCUGUUCUACUGUCAUUUCCCAGACCAGCUCCUGACCCAGAGAGACUCAGCUCUGAAAAAGCUCUACCGUGCCCCCAUAGACAGACUGGAGGAACUCACCACUGGCAUGGCUGAUAUGGUGCUGGUGAACAGUUGUUUCACCGCAGGGGUCUUCAGGGAGACCUUCCGUUCCCUGGAUGGGAUCCAGACUGACGUCCUCUACCCAUCCCUCAACACACAUAGCUUCGACCGGCCCCCUGAGGAGCAGCUAGAGCAGGGUCUGGGGGGCUUGAUCCCUGAAGGCGUAUCCUGCCUCUUCCUGUCUUUGAACCGCUAUGAGAGGAAGAAGAGCCUGGGUCUGGCCCUGGAGGGCCUCUCUUCCCUGAAGACCCGCCUCGCCCCAGGGGACCAGGCAGGACUCCACCUGGUGGUGGCAGGGGGGUACGACGGCCGUGUUGCUGAGAACGUCCAGCACUAUGCUGAGCUGAAGGAGCUAGCAGCACGGCUGGGAGUAGAGGACUCUGUCACCUUCCUGCGCUCUCCCUCAGACAGCCAGAAGGUGGCGCUGUUGCGGGGCAGCGCAGGUGUUCUCUACACGCCCAGCAGAGAGCACUUUGGGAUAGUGCCAGUGGAGGCCAUGUACUGCUGCUGUCCCGUCAUUGCUGUGAGGUCUGGAGGGCCUCUGGAGAGUGUAGGUGACGGGGAGACGGGCUUCCUGUGUGAGCCCACGGCCGAGGCCUUCUCCCUGGCCAUGGAGAAGCUGUUCAGAGACCCCCAGCUCCGCAGGGACAUGGGCCAGGCCGGCAGGAGGCGGGUUCAGGAGAAGUUCUCCCUGGAGGCCUUUUCAGACCAGCUGCACGGGUACAUCCUCAGGCUGACCCAGUGACACCUCUGCUGGGGCAGAGACUGGGCUGGGGUGCGUUAGCGGAGCAGCUUUCGGUAGAAGUCGCCCAUAGACGCAUCUAGAUCAGCUUACCUUCUCUCAAUCCCUGCCUAAAUCCUAACCAAAGAAUGGAAAACUGACCUGAGAUCAGCAUCUCAUUGGUGCAACUUCAUCCUACUGCAGCUAUAGCCAGGUAGAGGUGGAUGGGCUAGGUAUGUAGGGAUAAAAUACGGUUACUGAGGACAGACUGGGGAGGGGAGGGUGUACUGUAGAGGUGCGCUGACUGAGGAGGACUCUAGACAAUUAGUCAUUGUUCCCCCAGGAGGGGUUGCUGAGGGAAUGGAGGACAGACUGGGGAGGGGGGGGGGUGUAAUGUAGAGGUGCGCUGACUGAGGAGGACUCUAGACAAUUAGUCAUUGUUCCCCCAGGAGGGGUUGCUGAGGGAAUGGAGGACAGACUGGGGAGGGGGGGUGUAAUGUAGAGGUGUGCUGACUGAGGAGGACUCUAGACAAUUAGUCAUUGUUCCCCCAGGAGGGGUUGCUGAGGGAAUGGAGGACAGACUGGGGAGGGGGGGGUGUAAUGUAGAGGUGCGCUGACUGAGGAGGACUCUAGACAAUUAGUCAUUGUUCCCCCAGGAGGGGUUGCUGAGGGAAUGGAGGGAUGGAAUCUCAGCUCCAAUUAACAAAAGAGUAACGACUUUACCCAUACUACCCCGGGGCCUGUCGUAACAAUACCAGCACCGGCCCUUGGUUCUAGAAGUGUGUGUGUGAGGGGGUGACCAAGGGCUUAAUGAACAAGAGCUACAUAACCACUAGGAUGGAUCUGUAGUGUGAUAGAUGUGCUGCUGUGUGUUUGCGCAUGCCACCGAGCGCCAUUAGCCAGUUGGCAGCCACAGAUCGAUAAGCAGGAUGUUUGCCACUUCCUCUGUCCUUUCAGACCUUAGUUACUUUUCACAAUGAGGGAAUGUUUGGCCUGUACAUUGCUGUUGCUGUCUGUCUCUGGGUUAUUAGGAGAUGAUGCUGUGUGUUGGUUAUUGUGUGUGUGUAGUAUAGAAGGUCAUGUCUGCUGGUCAGUCUGUGUUACUAACCUCUAGAAGAGCUCUUAUUGACAUUCCUCAAGUCUUAAUAAAACAGAGGACACAUAUCUAGUUUACCAAC